GAACCAGCAGUCUAACCACCCCACCCACCCUCACGCUGUCAAACCACAGUAUGCAAAACCGGUCAUCUGGACCCAAAAGACGUGAUUUAUGACCGUGUAUUACCGUAGAGAUGCCCAAAAGUCAGCAUUGUAAGAGGACUCGCAGUUAGUCUGAGCGUCAGGGCGGGUUCGCUUCAUCCUGACGUAGCGCCGCUGUGGCGCUCAGUAUCUUCACCACAAAAUCAACCCAAACGUGGCCAUCGUUCAGCGUGAUUUGACGUCGAGACAUCUGGGAACCUAGGAGAUGACAUUUAUCGUCAACAUGUUUACCUUCAGCCAAGAGAUCCUCUUUAACCUUUUCUUUAACGUUCCUCACUUCCCAAAACCACGGAUUGGCAUUGGACGUGUGAACUAAAGUCUUCGGAAAACCACAUUCUGCAAAUAUCCAAAUAUUCUUCAUCCUCACCCACUAGGAGAAGAUGGACAGUCCACCUAAGCUAGCCGGGGAGACUCUUAUUGUCCACCACAUUCCACUUGUUCACUGCCAGGUUUCAAGCUCACGACAAUGCUGUGGUAGUCCAUUGAAAAGGAACAGUAAUCCUUUCAGCUGCCCGGAGAAUCUGGGAUUGAGCCGGACUACCUCCCUACCUGAGAGAGAUAUUCUUCAGCGGGAGGCAUUGGUGUACAGCAGCCUCAUACAGACAUUGAGCAGCAGCCUUAGCUCUAGUGAUACUUUUGGGGUUGGAGGAAUUAGAGGAGGGCAGAAACAAGGAAGAGGUGGGAGAGAAGGGAGUAUGGCAAGUGACACUUCCUCUUUCACCUCAAGCAAUUCUGAAGAUCAAGCUCAAGGCCUGCAGAUGAAGACACGUGAACAGCUGAACUCGAGACGUAACCCCUUUCUGCUCAACACUGAAGAUGAAGAUGAUGAGGAUGAAGACAAUCUGAAUGGAUAUUUGGAAGACUCCUCUUUUCACCUGCAUGGAAAUUCGCAUGAAAUCUCAAAUGCAGCACUUGCAAAUGAAGACUUGCCGUCUUUCCACCUGCAUGACCUUGGGUUCACCGUUGAACCUUUUCUCUUGCAUGGGUCUACAGAAAAACAGUGGAGUUCCAUACAUGGGCCUAGUGGGGAAGCAGAGCACAGAGACCACACAAUAGGUGGGACUUUCGAUUUGUCUACUCACAUGGAGGGACUGAACUUGCUGAGAUUAGAUAGCCAGCGGCGCCACGGAAGCAGUGGUUCCACCCUUUCAAUGGACUGUGGUGAGCAAGAAUGGGGUGAGGAUGAUGAUUAUGAAGACCAGUCCAUGCAGGGUGGCAGAGGAAGCUCAGAGUGUUCCAGUCUUGCAGCACCACAUUGCUCCUGUUGCGUCCUUUCUCAGCCAUACCCUGAACCUUUUCACAAAUCAUUUUCUGAGUGUCACCAGGGCUACGGCAGUGAUUCCUCCUGCAAUAGCUCAGAUGGAGUGCUGGUUAACUUCAGCACGAUUUACAACAAGAUGAACAAUGUUGUCCCAGCCAAACAGUCACUCAAUAUCAACAGUUCCGUCGAGCAAUCCUGUGCCUCAUCUGUGUCUGAGCUUGUUGGGAUGUGCGGAACAGAAUGUAGCAGUGGACGUGGAGCUUUCUACCUGGACUUACACACCUCCCCGAUUGAACCCGCUCAGCAUCCUUCGGCCACUCAAGAACAUGCAAACUCUUCUUCUGUAUCUCAGUCACAAGGUGCCACUAUGGAACUAGAUGCCAACUGUAACUCAUACCACAACCUUCUUGGAAGCGAGGCACUGUCCUCCGCUGAAACCUCUGCCAGUGAACUCAUCUCGUGUCUUCAAAGCCAAGCUCGCUUGGUUGUAGCAACGCAGAAUUACUACAAGCUGGUGACAUGUGACCUUUCUUCCCAGUCUUCUCCCAGUCCAGCGGGAUCAUCGGUCACAAGCUGCUCAGAUGAGCACAGCAAAGGAAGUCCCACUCAGCCAACAGAGUACUACCUAUUCCAACAAAUGAAAGAGGAUGAAGAAGAGGAAGAUGCAGAGAAUGAAGAAAAUGAUUCAUGUGAGAUUGAAUCUACCCGUGAGAAUGUAAUUGAGGGGCAGGUGUAUAUCAACAUCUCCCCACCUACAACAGCCUGCAAUUCAGUUGGUGCUUUGGGGAGCGAUCGACCUCGUUCUCGCAGCUACGAUCGGAACCUAGACAAGUCACCAUCUCCUCGCCUUGGGUCCUUGGAGCGCAUGCUCAGCUGCCCUGUUCGGCUCAGUGAGAGUGCAGCCCCUAGCCCACCACCUCCACCACGUGUCACUUCUUUUGCGGAAAUAGCGAGGAAUAAGAGGAGAACCGGAGGAUCACCAUCACAGAGGGGUGGAAUGGAGGCCACAUCCAUGAACUCUCACUCAUCUGGAGAGUUCUCGCCCAUCUUGGAAGACCUUCCACAGGGUCAGAGCCACAGUUUGCCACCACUCACUCGAUGCCAUAGUCAAGGGAGCUGUGAUUUGUCCUCCCCGCAUAGAUCUCGGAGUACACCGCUGCGAGAAUCACCAGGGGGAGCAGGAAAACGGGCUCGAACCAAAGCAGAAGGUGGCCUGUCUAGCUCCACAGACUCCUCUCCAGUUGUAUUUCGCUAUAGCAAAGAUCAACGUCCUACCUCAUUACCCAUUCAGCCUUUCACUUUCCAGCACCAGUUUGGAAAACCCCAGACGAAGCCUCUCCUUCCUCUUCUGGACGGAUACAUCAGCCAAAUGCAGGCUCGAGGGGCUGCAGUGCCUGAGGGAGGUGAAGAUGACUCGGAAGAAGAUCGUAGGCCACCUCACGGCUCCUCCAAUGCACCUACAACAGUGCGGCCAUCCCCACUGGGCAGCUAUUCCCCAAUUCGCCUCCAAGUUGCACCCACCUCUUCUGGAACCUGCUCGACAUGCACUCCGACCCCUGGUGGUCCGAGGCCACCACGUUCCCUCUCUUGCCCCAUCUCUGCAGGCCUUCUGCCCCAGCAUACCCCAACUGGAAUGGCCAUACGUACAGAGACACCUAAACUUGCUCCCUUACCUCCAACACCGCCUCCACCUCCACUGAUGAAGCAGAGUCUGCUGAUGCCUGCAUUGCCCACUAGAAAUCACUGUUUCCACCGUGGCAAUUUGCCGACGCUACCCAGCUCAGGUCUCAGUCCUCUUGGACAGUUGGAACCAGCGCCACAGGAAGAGCCAGUGAAGGUUUUACCGGCAUGUGUGACACAGCAACAGCCUAAUGUGCACCACCUCUCCCCGCAGGCACUCAAAUGGAGAGAGUACAGACGCAAGAACCCUCUGGGUGUGGAGCGUGGUAAAAACGGCCCUCAUUCUUUCUCUUGUGCUUUGGAAACCAAGAGACCUGGAACUCAAGUCAUGCGACGCAAUGUGUUUGAUUUCCCUCCCACCAAUCAACCACUCAGCUUCGGCAGACUUAAUGGUCAGUCAUUGAGGCAACUGCCGCAGUGCUACAGUGACUUCCUGCCGGAUUAUUUCUCUCAGACAGAGCGCCCCCCAGAGGAAUUCUGCUUAUCUCCUGAUGCUAAUACUGAUGAAUCCAUCUCUAUAGACCUGUUGCAGAAGAGAGGUUUGGUGAAGGCCAUAAACACAGCAGUCGAUCUGAUAGUGGCUCAUUUUGGCAUCAGUCGAGAUGCAGGAGUAAAGGCCAAAUUGGGAAAUAGCUCUGUAAGUCCGAAUGUGGGUCACCUUAUUCUAAAGUACCUCUGUCCUGCCAUUCGUGAGAUACUGCAUGAUGGACUGAAAGCGUAUGUACUGGACCUGAUCAUCGGACAACGCAAAAAUCAGCCCUGGAGUGUGGUGGAGGCCUCCACACAACUCGGUCCCUCUACGCGGGUUUUACACAGUCUGUUUUCUAAAGUCAGUCAGUAUUCUGAGCUGACCAAUCACAGUAUGAGACUCAAUGCCUUCAUCUUCGGCCUGCUGAACUUGCGAUUUCUGGAAUUCUGGUUCAAUCACAUUUAUACACAUGAAGACAUUGUAGCAGCCCACUACCACCCAUGGGGUUUCCUACCCCUGUCUCAAGGGGCCUGCCAGCCACUGUUUGAAGAGUUGCAGCUCCUUCUUCAGCCGCUCUCACUGUUGCCCUUUGACCUUGACUUGCUAUUUGAGCCACACCAGCUAAAGAAAGGGGAAGAACACCUGAGACGCAAAGAACAGCUGUGCUGUGCUCGCCAAGGCCUCAACCAAUCAGAUUGCUCCACCUUUCAGCUCAUGCGAGGCUGUGGAACGUUGGAGUCUGGAGCACAGGAAGUGGGAAUGCUGCCUCAGAGAGAAAGGUUCUUGUUGAGAGAUGAAGACAGCCGGCUUAGGACAGAGGGAGUGACAUUAAAAAUUAAAUGUGAUGGGCGGAGGAGUGCGGGAGCAGAGCGUGAAUCACGGGAUAAGGAGGCUGGAGUUGGCAAAGAGUGUUUGAGGAAGAGUGACGCAGGACAGAUAGAUGGUGGCGGGUGGUGUGCUGGCAGGAUGAAGGGAGUUGGAGAAGACUGUGAGAAAGAGAAAAGGAGAGAAAGAGAUGGAGAUGGAGCCAAACAGAGAAACCGACAAGCUGGCUGGUGGUACCAGCUGAUGCAAAGUUCACAGGUUUACAUCGACAACUCUGUCGAGGGCUCAAAAUUUGUGAAGUUGGAGAAGAGGAGGAAAGGUGGUGUUGAGAGCCACCGGCAAAGCCAUCCACCUCCUAGAGAAGGUGUGGUUGAGGGGGCCGAGGCCAUUCAGCCAAUGGAUGAACAGGUGGAACAUUGUCGGACCAGCAGUAGCAAUAUUAAUAGCAUUGGCAAUGGUGUCCUCCACCAAUCAGCAUUGUCAGAACCCACAAAAGUCACAAAGGGGAAGCCAUCGUGGAUGGGAAGUCCACCGGAAUCAGUCCUCACUGAGCUGAAGAAGAGUAAGGAAAAGCAGCCAGACUGCCAGGAUGCCUUUAAAGGGGUUCAGGCCCAGCCAGGAGCAGGCGAGGAUGGGUCGGCACAGGUUCUCCGCUGGGGUCGGCUGUUUGGAGCUGGAAACGCAAGCAAGGUGGAGAAGAGUGAGCAGAAACAAGUCAGAAAACAAAGAUUGCCGUCUGGUUGGUUGAGUCUUGACCGUUCCAUGUUGGAUCUGGUGGCUCAGUCUGUUGGAGUGGGAAAAAGAGCGGAGCAACAAUCUCUCACGUCUCAAAGCCAAGAAUCCCACCUUGGCCCAACUGAACAAGCACAAACACAGAAUCCCCCAACACAGAGACAAGUCCCAUGUGAAGUGAAGGUGUUAUGCCAUCAUAUAGCCACAGAGCCAGGGCAGCUCAGUUUCCAUAAAGGUGAUGUGCUGCAGGUGCUCAGCAGGGCAGACUCUGUGAUUAGAAAGUGUAGAUCUAGUUACUGAGUAGUGAAAUUGUUUGCAAUGGGCCAUCGGGUUUUGCAACUUGGCUUGUAAUCAUAAAUGUCAAUAGCCUUUUAAAAAUAACUAAAAAACCAAAUGAAGUUGUUAGAUGACACUACUGGCACAUAUGCCUUGUCUUUAUUAAAUACUGUAUGAUUUUAUCUAAUCUAGAUGUUAACCAACUCGUGUGUUGUGACUGACAGUGUGUGCAUGUGCCCUUCAGAAGUUGUGCAUAAACUGGAGGUCAUUCGUAAACAUCUCUUUCUCACACUGUUUGUGCAAAGAACUGUAUGAAGCUGUAUAGUACAUCACUGAAAAGGGAAGCCUUGGUUUUUAAGUCUACAGGAAUUAAAGCUCAUUAACAUGUUGAAAAAGACUAAGUAUUUUCCCAACCUUACAGGACAAGGGAAAUCAGCCUGUCCAGAGGCAUUUGUUUUCUCCAGCCUGUGCUGCUUUGACAGGUAAAUCGAUACACUAAUGCUAUCACCUCAAUCUCUGUCCCUUCAUUUCAAGCUUUUUUCACCAAUUUCAAGGGACAAUUUACAGCCUGCAAGAUUGCCUGCAUGUGAUGGAGUGCAUCACAAAUGUUUUGCUUUUGCUGAUACUUAACUGAUUUAAAGAGUUGAAAUAAGCUCCAUCUUUAACCUUAAAUGUGAUAUAUUCCUUCCUAUAUCAACCUUUGCACAACUUGCAAUAUAUAUACAGUAGAAAGGGAAGAUAUGUCUAAUGUUUGUCUAGUUUAGAUUUUGGUUGUUUUGAUUUGGUUCAAGGAGCUUUUGAGUCUGUUUGGACUAUAUUUAUUAAGAUAGAUGAGUCUGUAGAUGAACGAAUGGAUGUAUAGAUAGAAUGGGAUGGAUUUAUAGAGUUUUAUGUAAGUAGUUGAAUAGAUGGUGAGCAAAAAAAGAGUUAAAUGGGGUUUGGUGGCGAAUCCCUUCCCCUACAAAUAAAUUAAAUUCGUGAGAUGAUUUCCUCCAGCAAGUGAAAGUGUUCCUCCAGACAUUUUAAUGCUUAAAUAUUAUCCACAAAUAAUUUUCUCUGCUUUUGCAGUAGAGGACAAAAAAAAGACAUUUAGACAAGGACGGUAAAAUUAUUCCUUAUUGUGCAUUAAGUUAUGACCAUUUGAUGUGCUACAUUUAAUUCAAGGUGAGGCCUUAUGGAAGGGAAUGUGUAUUAUGUAUUAUAUAUAUUGUUAUUUCAGGAGUUGAGUAUGAUCAACAAUUUUAUUUAAAAUAAUCUUGGGCCCUUGGUAUGACACCUGAUAUGCUUUUGCUUAAAGUAAUACAUAAAAUCAUAUUUUGAUUUGAUUUUUUCAAAUUGCUUUAUUGAGACAUCAAUAGAUGAUUGUCAGAGUAUGUUUUUGUUAAAACAGUUUUAUGAUUUAUAUUAUUUUCUAUUUAUAAAAUGCAUUAGUCAUUAUUUUGUGUAUUUGUAAUUGUAAAUAUGUUGCAUUCUCAUGUUCUCAAAAGGAAAAUGACAUUAUUGACUUUGUUAUUAACAGCUUUCAACGCUAACAGUUAAUAACGAAAACCAUUCAAAUGUACAUUAUACUGUUAUGGGACGUUGUGUUUUGAGAAGAAAAUGCUCUCACAAAAAGUUGCGCAAACUAGAUUGUAGUGCUGCUGCUUUAGGUCAAUCUUGGUCACUUAAGGUUUGUCUGUUGGUCUUCCAAAUACGCUUUGCUUUUCACUAAAGUCCACCUGGUAAAUAUCAGAGAGAGAGAGAAAGCUUGCGAGAGAAAUAGCUGUCCAGUGCCUUUUUGAACCAAUUCGUCUGCUAGUGGGAUUCAAGCGUGGUUCCUCAGUCACAAGUGGUUGGUGCCAUUCCAGUUGCUUGCAAAACUGGAAUUAAACUAUUUUACUUUUUCAUGCAGAUUGUUAGAAGAUACUGUAAACACCAGUGAAGGAGAGGAUGUUUUAGUUGGGAGGGUGAUGUAUGUUUGUGCAAUGUUCUUUCCCUCUCUAUAUCUCCAAAUAUUUCUGACCUGUAUAUACUGUACGAUACCUGUAGCUCACUUGGCUCUCCUUUCCCCUGUGACCAUGUUGUGCUCCUAUAACAUUACCAACAUGUAUGGAUAUCAAUAACAAAGUGCUCAUGUGAACACUGA
Sinocyclocheilus anshuiensis is the source of this 7446-nucleotide messenger RNA. Its product is annotated as iporin-like. Lineage: Eukaryota; Metazoa; Chordata; Actinopteri; Cypriniformes; Cyprinidae. Bases 459 to 5345 code for a protein of 1628 amino acids. Gene Ontology annotation, cellular component: cytoplasmic vesicle. Gene Ontology annotation, molecular function: protein binding. The record is from RefSeq and is a predicted model, not a curated record. The transcript is spliced from 13 exons.